Messenger RNA from Aspergillus saccharolyticus JOP 1030-1, 5043 nucleotides. RefSeq lists its product as uncharacterized. NCBI's taxonomy places the organism in Eukaryota, Fungi, Ascomycota, Eurotiomycetes, Eurotiales, Aspergillaceae. The record is from RefSeq and is a predicted model, not a curated record. The transcript has 7 exons. Gene Ontology annotation, biological process: chitin catabolic process; carbohydrate metabolic process. The annotation marks the transcript as partial. Gene Ontology annotation, cellular component: extracellular region. Gene Ontology annotation, molecular function: chitin binding; protein binding; chitinase activity.
CUUCUAGCCGGGCUGGGAGGGUUGCCCUCAGUUUUCGCAGACACAUCCUCAUCCACAUCUUGCAGCGCUACGGUGCCCUGUGAGACUGGCUGCUGUGACAAAUAUGGGGUGUGCGGUAUGGGACCCAAUUUCUGUGGCCCUGACGUGUGUAUAAACAGCUGUGAUGCCAAAGCCGAGUGCAACCCGGACAAUUGGCCGUCCGAAUAUGUGAAUGCAACGACAUGUCCGCUGAAUGUGUGUUGCAGUAAAUAUGGCUUCUGCGGUACAACCGAGGAUUUCUGUGGGAACAAGACCGUUACCGCCCCCUCAUGUGAUGCCAGUACUCACUCCAUCACUCGUGUCAUUGGAUACUACAAUUCUGCAGCAGCGUCACGCGGCUGCGAUGCUAUGGCUCCUUACUCCGUGCCUCAGGGUGUCUACACCCAUCUCUACUUCGCUUUUGGCAGCAUAAAUCCGGACACCUUCGAAGUUAUUCCCGCGGAGCAGUCUGAUGAAGCUCUGUACCCGCAACUAGAAGCACUGCAGAUUCGUGACUUGGACCAAGAGCUGUGGCUGUCGAUUGGGGGAUGGGACUUUUCUGACAGUGACGAACCCACUGCCACCACCUUCUCCGACCUUGCGGCCGCCGACUCCACCACGCAGGCAGCCUUUUUCAAGUCUCUUAUUAAUUUCAUGAGUACCUAUGGCUUUACCGGAGUGGACAUCGACUGGGAGUACCCGGCUGCCACUGAGCGCAACGGUCGUGCAGAGGACUACGACAACUUUCCCAAGUUCUUGGCCAGCUUGAAAAAAGCCUUGAGUGACUACAAGUACGGUCUAUCGAUUACACUUCCAACCAGUUACUGGUAUCUCCAACACUUCGAUCUCACCUCAAUUGAGCCUUCCGUCGAUUGGUUUAAUGUGAUGAGUUACGAUCUCCACGGCACGUGGGAUAUAACAGAUGUCUGGGAAGGCCCUUACCUCAAUGCCCACACCAAUCUGACUCAGAUCAAGUCCGCCCUUGAUCUGCUAUGGGGCGUCGACAUCGAGCCCUCCAAGGUAAACCUUGGAUUAGCGUUCUACGGCCGCAGUUAUACCGUGGCGAGCUCCUCCUGCACCGAACCUGGCUGUGAAUAUCUCUCUGCCGGCACCGCUGGGGAUUGCAGUGAUACCGCCGGUGUCCUGUUCAACAGCGAGAUUGAAGACAUCAUUAGCGAGUACAACCUGACGGCCACGCUGUAUAAAGAUGCUGCGGUUAAGACGAUCACCUGGGAUACCGACCAAUGGGCUUCGUUUGACGACGAAGACACGUGGAAGCUCAAAGCAGAGUACGCCAAGUCUGUAUGUCUGGGUGGGGUCAUGGUCUGGUCGGUUGAUGAAGAUGACGCGCAGGACACCUUUUCCGACGGCCUUGCGUCUGCCUUAGGGUUGGACGUGAAUCUCAACGCGACAACCGGACUGCCACUGACUAUCGCAGAAAAGUCUACGACAACCACGACCACAACCUCGUCUCAAGAUAGUGUCUGUCGCUUCAUUAACUGCGGAGAAACCUGUCCCACAGGUUUCACUGAGAUCACCCGCGAUGACAAGAAGUCGCAAAUCAUGUUGGACUCAACUGAGUGCUUAACAGGGUCGAAGCAGACACAAACCCUAUGCUGCCCUACAUCGAGUGACCUCCCAACUUGUCGCUGGCGUGGCUUUCAUAACAGCGGCAAGUGCAAGGGAGGCUGCGAUACCGGGGAAGCAGAAGUAGGUACGAUCACUGCUGGUUGUCACUCGGGAUAUCAGUCCGCCUGCUGCACAGUCACCACCUCGACUAAGCCCUGGUCGGAGUGUGCGUGGACCUCCAGCUGUGAGAAGGAUGACACCUGCCCGUCAGGGUACGACACCUUUGUUGUGGGAUCUCGUCAAGGUUGGGGAGGACGGAAAACAUGCAGUGGGAAAAAGAACUACAACUACUGCUGCAAGAGCUCAAUCCCGGACGCCUUCACCAACUGUGCCUGGACGGGCCAUGAGGUAUCUUUCACGAAUACCGAGUACUGCACCGAUGCCUGCCCUUCUGGUGCCAUUCGUAUUGCUGAAGAGUCGAUCGCCACGCUGAUGGGCGCGAACCGACCCGGCAAGGCGUCCGACUGCUAUUAUGGCAACGAGGCCUAUUGUUGCAAUGGCACCACUACGACCACCUCCAGCGUCAGUCCACGCUCCAGCUCCGAUCCCCUCGCCGACUCUACAGCGUAUGAGUUUGAGUACUAUCUGAACCAAUGGCUGGACAACCCCACGUGUUCCGCCAACGAGGACGCUCAGUACAGUGCGACCUUUGACUAUUCCAAACGAGAUUUGCACCAACGGGCCUCGACUUCGACCACGACGAGCAAGCAAGACUUGGUCUACAUGUAUGCCCUAAGCUACCUCGUAGCAUGGCUUACCUCCUCCACGCCCCGAUCCGACCUGACCGACAUUUUCAAUGAUGCCAUGGCGGAUCAUGGAUAUCAGGACGAAGCGGCCAAUCUCACCAUCUUUACGGACACGAUCUAUGGGUACGGAGACCCUUGGACCGGAUCACCCAGCUGGGAUGCUGAGUCAAUUGUCUCGCAGUUUCUGUGUGAUAUUGCCACAUCUGCCAACAGCAUCCAGAGCAUGGGUGCCGCGAGCUCUAUCCUAUGCGAGCUGGAGUCUACCUCAUCCUCCACUACUAGCAAGCGGACACUGGAAGAACUCUUCGAAGAUGACGAGAGUACUCGAUCAGCAAAUGGUGACCAGCCUACUAUCCUCGCCGCACUACGGGGAGUCGUGAAUGGAGAUUUAACAUUCCACUACGCCCGCUGGAUCCAGGGAUCCACGCGCCGGGAGGUCAACCUCGAAUUGGCCUUUUGGAUUGGCCCUACCCCUGGCACCGCGCCCACGACGUCGAUGCUGGCCACCUACGGCGACAGCGGCGACACGGUGAACACAGACCGAUGGAUCGUCUUCCAUCUGCACAUGCCACUGGACGCUUACACUUUCCCCGCUCUCACCAGCUCCAAUCGGAACUUCUACCCAGGAGUGUCAGCCAUGACGGUCUAUCACAGCCAGACGCUGCACUCGCUCGGCAACAACGCCGAUCCCCGAGCCGAAUUCCGCUUCUCCAACACCUAUGACAAUAAUGGUGCCAGUGGAGUCAAUGUCGGGACCAGAGCGAACUACAACGGGCGCGCAGAGGCCAUCGCCUGCAACAGCAAUAAUCGGUGGUACAUCGGCCGUGACUCGACGGCUAACAUCCAAGCGGCCCGGCGGAGUCGGACAAACCUCCCUGUCACCUAUGUCACCGAGCUGAACGCAUUUGGUCUCUGGCUGUACAACCAGGGCCUCUUCUCCUACAGCAACCUGGCCUACCUCUGGCCGACGAUUGCGAACUAUGCCGACUCCGAGUCGGACGGCUACACGACUAACCUCCCUAAUCGCGUGAACGGCUGGACUGCAUACAGCCCGCAGGAUGGUGCUUUCACUACGAAUUGGGAUUUCACGGGAGCGCAGCACGUAGACUUCCAGGGCCAACCACCGAGCUUUCACGACACCGACGGUGCUCCCGUCUAUGAAGGACCGUACCACGGCCUCCUGCACGAGAUCCUAUGUCGUGACGAUGUCGCCGCGCUCCUCCAAUACCGGCAGACCCACGGGCGCAUUCUCCGCCGCGCUUACAGCAUGCACAGCGACAAUCCAUUUGCGAUUGUGCUGGAGCGCCGCAGCUUUCGCACGUUGCGCGCCCUUGUGGAGCUGUAUCCUGAGGACCGCGCGGUAGCUACGGUGCUCGAGUAUCUCCGGCAACAUGAGCUGUCGCUCAUGGAUGCGGCAUGUCAGGCGGCGGAUCGAGAAUUGGUGGAGUGGCUGCUGGCCCAGGAGCCGCCGCUGGGGUCGUUGAAGGAGAGGGAUUGUCUGGGAAGGACGGCAUUGAUGAGUGCAGCGUUGGGGCUGGGAUGUUCGGACCACGAGGAGAAUUGGGGCGAGGAUGCAAGGGAGCAUGAAGCCUUCCUUCGGUGGCUGAUGGCCCAGGAGGAGUGCUGCUCCGUUGGUGAGUCGGACUUGCUCUCUCCUACCAUUGAUGGCACUGGGACGAGCACUUGUACUGUGCUCGCAGCAGCCAUUCCCCGUGCUAGCUACGAGAUGGUGGUGCACCUCCUUCAAGCGGGGAGCGAUCCGCGGACCCGUUAUCACUGGCGGAGACCCCUCGGGUCACAGAUGUACGACAUGGGAUCUGCGAACGGAGUGACUCUGCUACACAUUGCCUGUUUGUACUGGAAUGGGGAGGCAAUCCGCGCGUUGCUGGCGCAUGUCGAGCAGUCCGCGCAGAUGCUCACAAGUCCCGAUAGCCAGGGUCAACUCCCCUUGCACUGGGCGUUAACCCGCGAUCGCGGCAUGAGUCGCAGAAGACUGCUGGAGACGGUGACUCUGCUGCUUGAUGCCAAUCCGGCGAUAGUGAAUCAACCCAACGGUGAGGGCGUGGCAGCGGCGAGCCAGUCGGUUGCGGUGCACGCCAAUUCUGGAGCCUCCCUUGCCCCGCUGCUCAAGUUAUUUCUCGCCUACGGAGCAGACGCGUGCGUCUGUGACCCCGAGGGCCGCAGUCUCCUGCAUCAAUUGACUCGCACGAGUUGGGAGCCCGCAUGCCUCGAGCCCGAUUUGCUGGACCGGCUGUUGAAGCAGGUUGGCGUCAACGAUCCGGCAACCGUGGAUCAAAACACCGCUCUCCAUUACCUGGUGCGCCACCUCAAUCAGAUAGACGCCGCUCGCCAUCUCAUCCAGCACGGCGCGAAUGUGAAUGCUAUCAAUGCCCAAGGAAACACCCCUCUGCACGAGCUUAUGUGGGGCACCUUACCUCGGCGGCUGGACGAGUCUGUUCACCCUCAACGUCCCACACGGGCCCGCGAAGCAUUUGUACAGCUCUUGGUGGACGCUGGCGCAUCCAUGGACCAGAAGAAUCUCGCGGGGCAGACGCCGAUGCAGCUUCUGCAGGAGGUGCUUGAGCAGCGGCGCAGGGCUCAGGAAGCACGAGACGCAGCUUGGGCUCGAGGUCGCGGCCGAGGUCGAGGA